Hymenoscyphus albidus is the source of this 1790-nucleotide messenger RNA. The record is from the annotation of a GenBank genome assembly. Lineage: Eukaryota; Fungi; Ascomycota; Leotiomycetes; Helotiales; Helotiaceae.
AUGAAGCCGCCGCUAGUUCAUGGAGAUGGAUGGAUGGCCAAGGGUCUGGGUACCUCUCUGUCGCACCUCAGAAGCUGGUGUGAGCGACAGAGGUAUGUAAGAUACACUCCUUCGGGAACCCCUAAGCAUCGUGCGUGGAUCAAACUCACGUGUUUGGCAAACACACGCCCUAUCUUCCACGACGCAAAGACGCCCAAAAUGAUAAGAGAUAAGAUUUCUGACUUCGAAGGAACAGUAUUAUCAUAGGCUUUGCCUCUCCUGCUAAACCCUUGGAAAUUGGCUUCACGCGGAGGAACGCUGCUACGGUGACUGCUUUCGUCACGUACACUACUGGCAAUGGUGUCAAUGAGUCUGGUACCACGACACCGUCUUCAUACAGCGAAGAGGAAAUUUGCGCUCCAUCAUCCAUAGAUUACGAAGAGGAGAAAGAAGUAGAGAUCACAAACCCGUUCCAAAACCUCUCCAUCUAUCCCGGUAACACGUCCUCACGUUUCCACUGGAACACUGAACCAGCAUACUACCAAAACACCCUCCGGGCCAUUGAACCCCGAGUUUAUACAUUCCCAAUCAUACAGCCCAUCGAUGUCAAAUCACUACUCACAUCCCUCCAACCACUAUCCUCAGUUUCCAAUUCACCACCCUCCCCCAUCACAGAACAAACCAGCGAGUUAACCCCCUCCGAAAUCCACCAUGCCCUCACCAUCCACCGCUCUUCCCGCUCCUUCCUAGCCCACUGCAUGGUAAAAGAGCACGAGAACCCCUUUCCAGGAAUCAACAUGAACUCCGGCUGGAACCGAGCGCGCUGCAAGGGCGAAGUCUGGUGGUGGGGCCGCUUCCACGACCUCCGUCGGAAGAUGUGGGAGGCGCAGAAUCCGGACGCCUUCUAUCGUGAUUUUGAGCAGGAGCUGUAUGCUACAGAGGAGUACCUCGCCGGGGAUUAUGGUGCGUUGCAAUUGCUGAUGGAGAGUCGGCUGAGGGAGAAUGAGAGGAAGAGGGAUGGGGAGUAUGGGGAGAGGGCGGAUGGGUUGGGGAUUCCGGAGGAUGUGGUGAGGACUAGGGAUGGGUUUGGACGGUUUAGUUUUGAGAGGCAGAAUACGCCGUUUUUUAUUAGGUGGGAGGAUGUGGAGGGGAUGGGGUUUAAGAUGGUGUUUGUUGGGGAGGCUUAUGGACGACGGGGUUUGGCGAGGGUACCGAGUGAGUGGUGGGCUAGUAGGAAGCAUGUUUUUGAGGAUUUUCGGGGUCGUUCUUUUUUGGAGGAGAUUGAGGAGAGGGCGGAGAUGAUUAGAGAGGGAUUGCAGGAAUGGAUUGUUUCGAGACAUGAGAAUCUGGAGUUGACGAGGGGAUUCAAUCAGUUGAAGCGAAAGAAGACUGACAGGAUUGGGGUGGAACGAAGCAUCAUGCUCUGGGAGCCUCGAGGGAAGAAGAGGAAGAUGUGCAGGAAGCCAGAGGAGGUUAUGAGCGAGGAGUGGAGGAAGAAGAGACGAGUACAGGAGAAGAAGGCAGGCCGUUGGACUGACGGCACUGAGAGAAUGAACAUGAUGUGGGCUCAGUUUCAUUGGGUUCUUAAUAAGGAGCCUGAACAUGUCCCUUGGCCUUCUAUUACAAUACAAACUCAACCUCAGAUUGAACGGCGGACUUCUUGGUGCCAGGCCUUGGUGGAGCUUUUUGGUCGUUGGUUUAGAAUGGCUCUUUGGAAGUUGAUUUGGGAUAAUGAAAGUGCGUUGCGAUUGUCUCGCGGUGGACUACCUCCCUUCAAAUUGCCUCCGUUCCAGCAAGGAAGGGUCCAAUGA